AUGAAACAAUUCGAAAUCGUGUUAAGCCAAAAUCCGCCCCUAACCAGAGAGAGAGAGAGUGCUAUUUCAAUUUUCAAUGGCGAUACAGACCGCCUCGAGUUCAAAUUUGAAGCAAUUGAAAUCACAGUUAUACUAAUCCACACUUGCAAGCAAUGUGCCAUUUCCUUGUCUAAUGGGGAUGUUCAGAAAGCAAAUCCAGCUUUAGCUCUUACCUUAAUGGCUGCACUACGGAAUUUCCCUGAAGGAUUGAGCAAUGAUAGCACGCGAGAAAUUUCAGUAGAGAAAAAGGGAUUACCUUAG
Prunus armeniaca (apricot) is the source of this 300-nucleotide messenger RNA. NCBI's taxonomy places the organism in Eukaryota, Viridiplantae, Streptophyta, Magnoliopsida, Rosales, Rosaceae. The record is from the annotation of a GenBank genome assembly.